This is a messenger RNA of Eremothecium gossypii ATCC 10895, 1503 nucleotides long. Its product is annotated as AAR192Cp. Gene Ontology annotation, molecular function: secondary active monocarboxylate transmembrane transporter activity. The record is from RefSeq and is marked provisional. Gene Ontology annotation, biological process: plasma membrane lactate transport. Lineage: Eukaryota; Fungi; Ascomycota; Saccharomycetes; Saccharomycetales; Saccharomycetaceae. Gene Ontology annotation, cellular component: plasma membrane. Bases 1 to 1503 code for a protein of 500 amino acids. The transcript has a single exon.
AUGGGCAAAGUUGGGUACUACUUGAAAACCCGGGUCACGGAACUGUUCCCGGAAAAGAGACCUUCGUGGGAGGAGUUCAAGUACACAAUGAAUCCGGCCAAUGUGCUAAGUAAUGUGAAGCUGAAAACAUGGCUCUUCAUCGCAAGUGCUUUCUUGGCCCUGACAGUCGAGGCGACUGACUUCUUUCUGGUGUCACUGAAUGUUGUGAAAAUAGCUGAGGAUUUACAUGUUCGGGAAGAUAAGGUUACUUGGGGAAUUACGGUCGCGUUGAUGACGCGAACCAUCGGUGCCAUUGUCUACGGCUACGUCGGAGAUCGGUUUGGACAGCGGACUUCAUUUUUGAUCAACAUCGGAAUGAUAUCUGUGCUACAACUUGUGACAGGGUUUGCGACUAGCUUUCCGUAUUUCCUUGCAUGCAGGGCUUAUUUCGGUGUCGAACUGGGUGGGUGCUUCGGGACUGCCACAACCCAAUGUCUGGAUGACCUCCCUAAGAGCGCUCACAGUUGGGUAACGGGGGGCUUUCAGCAAGCUUAUGCCUUUGGGUUUUUGCUAGCGACCGUCCUAACACGUGCCCUUGCAGACACAACUGCUCCUGGCUGGCGUAGCUGUUUCUGGUUUUUGUCUGGCGUCAGUUUCCUAUCUUUCGUGUUCAGAGCGUGCCUGGGACAGACUGAGGCAUUCAAAGAGCGCCAGAGGAUCAAGGAGGAGGGGAGGAAACGCAACGAGAAGGUCAGCACAUUGUCACAGAUCUUACGGUCCCUCAAGAAAGAAUGGUACAUUGCCAUCUACAUGGUCUGCCUCAUGGCUGGAUACAACUUUUUCUCACAUGCCUCCCAAGACCUUUUCCCAACCAUGCUGCUGAAACAGCUGGGCUACUCGUCUAAUCAAUCAACGCUCACCAAUAUCAUGGCAAAUGUCGGCGCUCUUUUAGGAGGAUUGUUACUAUCUCGCUUUUCCAGUGUGAGCUCUCGGCGGUUUAUUAUUCUCAUGUGUGUCUUUUCUGCGGCAAUUCUCGUCUACCCUUGGGGGUUUGUGCAAGGCAGUGGAAUGACGGCGUAUGCUUUUCUCCUUCAGUUCUUUGUGCAGGGCGCCUGGGGUCUCGUGCCCUACCAUCUGCACUCGCUUGCCCCAGAUUCUCAGACGAAAGCAUUUUUUGUCGGAGUUGCAUACCAGAUGGGUAACCUGAUUUCCAGUCCCUCCUCAACUAUGGAGAGCUCCAUCGCUCGGAAGUUUCCAAUUGGGCAUGAUGCCAAUGGCAAGACCAUAUAUGACUAUGGGCGGGUUAUGGCCUAUUUUGUGUGGGGUUCUACCGCUCUCAUGUUUAUAUUUGUUUUCCUAGGCCCUGAAUUUAAUCCGAACAGAGCUCACGAGUUCAUUGACGAUAUUGAAUCUGUGGACGAACAGGUGCAUGAAGUUGUUGAAGAUAAGGUCGAGGCCUCGCCAUCCAUUCAAAGCCAGACCAGUAGCCUGAGUGUUUCCAAGAGGAUACACCACACCGUAUGA